CGUUAACUUUGUUCUCCAGGGAGUCCCUCCCGGUGGAGUUCCACGAUGUCCCUCUCGGUACGACCCCAGCGGCGCAGUCUGGUGGUCAGGAUCAAUAGGAGCCAGUCCUUUGCUGGGGUCAACUCCUCCCAGGACAAAUCUUUCAGGAAUUUCCCUGCGUUCAGUACACCAACGGUCUCCAGGAAGUCUGGCUCCAGGGUCAGUAGGAUGUUUUCAAUGUCUCAUAAAUCCCCUCCACCCAAGGUGCCCCAGCCAGAGCGACUCGAUGAAGUGUACGAAGCGUUGAAGAAAGGGCUAAGUGCUUACUUGGAAGUGCACCAGCUGGAACUGGAGAAGCUGAGUACCCAGAUCCGUGAGUCCAAGAGGAAUUCUCGCUUGGGCUUCCUCUAUGACCUUGAUAAGCAAGUCAAGUCAAUUGAGCGUUUCUUGCGUCGCUUGGAGUUUCAUGCUAGCAAGAUUGAUGAGCUCUACGAGGCCUAUUGCAUCCAGCGACGGCUCCGAGAUGGAGCUCACAAUAUGGUCAAGGCCUACACAGCUGGUUCCCCUGGCAGCAAGGAGGCGCGUGAAAGCUUGGCUGAAGCUGGCAAGGGCUAUAAGGAGUACACGGAAAACAUGUGUCUGUUGGAGAGUGAAUUGGAGAGCCAGUUGGGAGAGUUCCAUAUCAAGAUGAAAGGAUUGGCUGGCUUUGCUAGACUCUGUGCAGGGGACCAGUAUGAGAUCUUCAUGAGGUAUGGACGCCAGCGAUGGAAACUACGGGGUCGCAUUGAGGCCAACAGCAAGCAAGUGUGGGACAGUGAGGAGAUGAUCUUCUUGCCCCUCAUUACAGAAUUUCUGUCUAUCAAGGUGACGGAACUCAAGAGCUUGGCCAGCCAUGUAGUAGUGGGGAAUGUCUCUUGCGAGACCAAGGAUCUCUUUGCAGCCCUGCCCCAGGUGGUGGCAGUUGAUAUCAAUGAUCUCGGCACGAUCAAGCUGAGCCUGGAGGUCAAUUGGAAUCCCUUCGAUAAAGAGGACCAGCCGUCUUCUGCCAGUACUGUGAAUAAGGCAUCGACGGUCAAUAAGCGAUUCUCCACUUACAACCAGAGCCCGCCUGACACUCCUUCCAUGAGAGAACAGGCCUUUUAUAACAUGCUGCGGCAGCAGGAGGAACUAGAGAAUGGGGCAGCCUGGUCCAUCUCUUCAGAGUCAUCAGAUGACUCUUCCAGCCCCCAGCUGUCUGGAAGUGCCCGACAUUCACUGCCCAGGCCUAUUGUGCAACCCGCAGUGCAGGUCACUGCACCUGCCAUUGAAAUUGCUUUUACCCAGCCUGAGGUCAAAGAACCAGCAGUCCGAGAGGAGGCUGCCAUGGCAAACGGACACGUGCCCUAUGCCCGGACUCUUAGCCAGAUCAGCGAAGCAAGCGUAGAUCUGCCAAUGGCAGAAGAGAGGGAGUGUCCUGUCCCCAACGACUCUAGCCCUUGGGAUGUCCCUCCCCUGGAAACGAACUCCUUGCCCCCAAGUGUGGGCUCGCCACUGGACACUCAGAUCUGUGAGAGUGAAGAGCAAGAGGGUGAGUCUGAUGGGGCCACCCCUGUUGCAGAGGAGAGCAAGGACACUCCUGGUCCAGCCCAAGAAGUUCAACAGCCCAAGUCCUCAUUGGCCCCGUCAGCCCUGGGAGAGCUUCAGCCAUCAGGAAUCUCAGAAGCCCCAAGGCCCAAACCUGUGGACUCUGGCCUGGAGGAGGCCAUCAACACACUGGCUUCUGCUCUCGAUGACUAUCGGGGACAAUUCCCUGAGUUGCAGAUUCUGGAGCAGGAACUCAAGCACCUUGAGGAGAUUCUCUUGCAAAAGCAAGGGCUGUGCCUGAGCCGAGCCUCCAGUACCAGCUUGACGGUGGAACACGCACUUGAGAGUUUCAGCUUCCUCAAUGCUUCUGAUACAGAAGACUCAGAAGGAGAUGAUGACAAGGUGGCGAUGGCGAGCAGUGCGCAGGCUACAUCUGUGGGCAAGGUGCCAGGUGACGCUGUGGCUGAAGACUCCGCUGGGUGCCUGAGCUCGGAGGGCAGCUUGGAGCCCAUGAGCACUGGCAACGAAUUCCUUGACAGGGCCCUGGUCCUGCAUCUGAACCACUGCAACCGCUUGCUGCUAAAACUGGGCAACUUUGGACCUCUUCGCUGCCAGGAAAUGUAUGCUCUUGACAGGUUGGCAAGAGAAGUACAGGUUCUAGAGAUGGUCUGUCGCCUGAUAGUGGAUCGAGCGGGGCUAGCCAGCUCUGCUGAGGAAGUGGUACAGUUCUCCAAGUGGAAAGAAGGAGUUUUCCCCUUCUGGGAUAGUUGCGUGGCCGUCCCUAAUGUGUACACCUGCCCCGUUGAAAAGUUCAUGCAGACGUUCAAGGCGGAGUUUGCAGCACGAAUCAACGACCGCCAGCAGGGCUUGGCGGAUUCAGUGUGUGUAAAGCUGGUGGAAGAACUUCUGCAACAUAGACUACCCAGGCGUCAGCAGAGUUGUCAGGCUGAGCAGGUCACCCUCUUCCAAUAUUGGAGCCACUUUGAGGUCCUGCCUGUUGUUACACUGGACUCCUACAUCUCGGAGCUGGCUGAAGAAGUCCUGCUAGCACAAAACCUCAACUCUGAUGACCAAGAUGUGGUCUUGAAAGCACUGAAACGAGUUCCUGAGAGCCGGCUACGCAAGGAUGGACUGAAAGCUUUGAGUUUGCUUCUUGUUGAAGGAAACACCAAAGUUAUUGGGGCUGUAACGGCACAGUUGCGCAACCUGUCAGAGAACCCCAGUUUUCGGGAGCGGGCCCUUAUCUGCUUCUUGGAGCAGUUGGAGGAUGAAGAGGCACAGACGCGAGUUGCUGCCUGUGCUGCUCUGGGCUGCCUUAAGGCCAAGGAGAGCAUUGAACAGCUGGUGUAUCUGUGCCAAACUGACAAAGAGGCCGUGCGGGAAGCAGCCAGACAAAGCCUCCUCCUGUGCGGGGAAGAUGGCAAAUCAGCUCACCGAAGGCUUGAAGAAUCCCUGGACAGUUUGCCACGGAUCUUUGCCCCAGGGAGUAUGGCCAGUACUGCAUUCUGAGAGAUGCAGCCUCAAUUCACCUGCUGAUCCAGACUUUGCAUGCCACAGAACUUCAGCGGAGUAACUCAGACCGAAGUCAAAUCGGCAUAUCGCAGAAUGGGCAGCUCUUUCACUUUUGGUGCGUGUCCAUGCAGCAGUAUGAAUACCACUGGCCUGCUGCCUUAUGUGGAGAAGGCCUUGUCCUAGCUCUUUGGCUCUAGCAGCUAACAAGUGUGAGGCAUUGAGGAAAUCCCCUCUGUUGUUUCUCCUUCUACAGAAGUCUACUGAAUUUGGAGGGUGGUGUUGAAGUGGGCAUCUUGUCAUUAGCCAGGACCAAAAUAGAUCCCUGUCUGGAGAAAACCAGCAACGGUUGCAAAGGCCAUCGAUUUGAGAUAAACUUGGAAAAAUGUAUGUUUAAAGUCCUGCUUAAUGUUUAGCCUGUUUAUUUUUCAACUGUUUCCUCCACCCUCUGGGACUGUGAAUUCUGCAGGAAAUUGGGGCCAGCUAUCCUCUGCUACUGCUUUGGACAAACUACAGAUUCCUCCUCUUGAUUGCAGAGGGGAGAGAGACCCGAAAGAUGAUAGGAAGGAGUUCUUCAUUCCCAGUGAGAGAAGGGAAAGAAAUGUCUUUUUAAUGACGAUGCUAUGGAAGAUGGAAACAAAACAGGCAGAAGUUGCCUCUUCUUGUGCUAUUUUAAUAUUUUGUGUGUGUGUGUGUGUGUGUGUGUUGGGGGGAGGAGAGGCUACAGCCAAAUGGAAGCAAAACGUCCUUUUCUACAAAGUAUCUAUAAAUUUAUCUGUACAUCUACAUAGCUAUAUAAAUAUAUAUAAUGUAAUUAUCAAGAGGUUUGGCUAAUUUUGACUUUAAGCCUGAAAUAAACUGAAGUUUGAGCAAAUAAAUUGAAAGUGUGUAAUUUUGUGGACUCUUUUUGGCAGCUUCCCAUAGCUGCUGUGGGAAGUGAGGUACUGCAGAU
Molecule: messenger RNA, 4003 nt
Organism: Python bivittatus (Burmese python)
Lineage: Eukaryota; Metazoa; Chordata; Lepidosauria; Squamata; Pythonidae
Source: RefSeq, a predicted model, not a curated record